Messenger RNA from Morone saxatilis (striped sea-bass), 5336 nucleotides. It is a transcript of the gene xirp1, whose product is annotated as xin actin binding repeat containing 1. The coding region runs from base 94 to 5322 and encodes 1742 amino acids. The record is from RefSeq and is a predicted model, not a curated record. The transcript has 9 exons. Gene Ontology annotation, cellular component: stress fiber; focal adhesion. Gene Ontology annotation, biological process: actin cytoskeleton organization; actin filament organization. Gene Ontology annotation, molecular function: actin filament binding. Lineage: Eukaryota; Metazoa; Chordata; Actinopteri; Moronidae.
GAGAGGUGCUCCUAAACCACAAGUUAACCACAAAGCCAGAGAUGCACAGGUGACUUCUGCUUUUUCUCUCCGGCUGCUGUUAGAGGGACUGUUAUGGAAGCGUUUGGCCUGAGAAGGACCCAGUCCUUGAGAAGUCUCUCUGGGGUUCUGGAGAGGUCAUGGGUCACGCCAGCUCCCACCCGCUGGGACAGAAAAUCUGUGUCUCAGAUGGUGCGACAUUACCAAAGUUGUGCUGACCUAAGGAGUAUUGAAAAAGUGGAGCAUAAAGUCCAGGUGUCAGAGAGCUGUGUAGACAGUCGAUGGAGAAAGAUGGACAGCAGGGAGAAAGCAGCCCUCUGGGCAUCUGGAAGAAGCUCGACUCUGUCUAGGAGUCGCUCCAUGGACUUCCUCCCUGAGAGGGAGUCCACAGGCACCAAGGCUCUGCGUGCCCUGUUUGAGUCUAAGGCCACCCUGCAGCAAGGCUUCAACAGCAGCCCUCGGCUGAACUCAGCAGCUGCUACUGGCAGUCAGACAGGGAGAGACUGCCCUCUGCAGGACUGGAGAAGUCACAACACCCCUUUGAAGGAUACAAGCGUUAAGAGAACCGCCCAGGUGGAGGGAGGAAAAGCCACUAAUAGGCUGCCAGAGUCUUACAACAGAGCAUCCAGAUACUCACACGAUGACAAAUAUAGUCCACCACUGACUAAGGGGGGCACCCCAACAAGACAAACCAGAGACAGGAUAUCUACUUCCUCCUCAGUGAGAGACAGAUCAGCUAUCUAUCUGUCAAAAGCAGCAGCUAUCGACUCCACAGGAGGCUCAACACAGCCAGAAUUCAUUGGUACUCCAGGAACGAGGGCUAAAAACAGCAAGAUGACUGAACCAGCCAGGAAAAUCACAGUUUCACAAUCAUCUCAUGGUGAAGACGACCUGCCUCCCCCCCCACCUCCUCCCGUACCACCUAGACCCCUCGACUAUGAAGGGCCUUCAGAAUUAACUAGCCUCCCUGUUCCUCCACCUAAAGAAACAUUCUCCACGUUCUACCAGCAACGGCAGAAGAGUGAGCUAAAGAGGCUCUUUAAACACAUCCACCCAGACCUACGGGCGAGUCUUGAUGAUGCCGUGGAUGAUGAGAUAUUGAAGGCAGUGCAGUCAGAAAACGCAACAGCAGACGCAGCUUAUCAGUGUGAAGUGCAGUCCAUGAGGUGGAUCUUUGAGAACUGGACUCUAGACAACAUUGGGGAUCCUCAUACAACCAAGAAGCUGCUGUAUGAUGAAGAGUUGAAAGGUGGAGAUGUCAGAGGCACUUCCUCUGUGUUUGAGCAUACUGACAGCACCCAACAAAUGUCUGCUAAAAGACAGACUUCUGUAAGAGGGGAUGUGAGAACAUCAAUGUGGUUGUUUGAGACCCAGCCCUUAGAUUCUCUAAAUCAAUCAAAAAGAGAAGAAGGCGAACUGGUCGAAGCAGUGUUGAAAGAACCCAUCCAGCCAGGAGAUGUGAGAGGGACUCGACUGCUUUUUGAGUCUAAACCAUUAAGCGACUUGGGACGCUGCAACUCCAUAGAAGACCAUAGCUUCCUCAAACUGAGAUCUGAGCUUCAGGAGCAGAAAGGAGACAUCCAGAAGACUCUAAAACUCUUCCAGGCAGAACCCUGCUGUGCAAUCAGGGACAACAGUGGCAAUAUCCAUGAGAUUAAAUCCAUCUGCAGGGAGGAGAUCAACAGCAGCAACAUCAGUACUGCCCGUUGGCUUUUUGAAACUCAGCCUUUGGACCUAAUAAAUAAGGGAACUGAUGGGGUAAAAAUAAUUCGGGGUAUAUCUCUGGAAGAGGGGCAAAGAGGAGGAGUUGACCAAAAGAGGUGGAUGUUUGAAACUCAGUCAUUUGACACAAUACAAGAGGUUGUAGGAGUGGACAAGUUUGAAGGAACGGUGGCUGAAUGCGCAGAAGAAGCUGAUGUUGUCAGUAAGAGAAAGCUCUUUGAGAUGCAACCCUUGGCAGCACUAAAAGGAGACUCUGCAGAAAAGUCUUUGGAAAAGGAAGAAAUUAUCGGGGGAGAUGUCAAGACUUCCCUGUGGCUAUUUGAAACUCAACCCAUGGAGACCCUUAAUGAUAGCUAUGAAGUUGGGUCUUUGAAGAAAGUUACCCUUUCUACUGAUGAACAAGGUGAAGUGAAAGGCAAAAAACAAAUAUUUGAGAGUUGCAGUAUGCAAAACAACAUCUCGUUCAAGAAACAAGAGAUUGAAAAGGGCGAUGUUAAGGGAUUCAAACAUCUUUUUGAAACCAUUCCUCUGUGCAAAAUUACUCAUUCAGAUGAGGAGAUAAUUGAGAAGGAAAACGCUAUUGCAUCAGGAAAUGUAAAAGAUAACAAAGCAAUGUUUGAGACAACCCCUUUAUAUGCAAUAAAGGACAGCUCUGGAAACCUCCAUGAGGUCACAACAGUCAGCCGAGAAGAGUUCAUCAAAGGGAAAGUCCAAAACUAUAAGUGGAUGUUCGAGACCAAGCCUUUGGAUGAGCUUACAGAGGGAAAAGUAAAUGUUGAGGUAAUCAAAGGCAUCACCAGACAGGAGGAUAAAAUGGGCGAUGUCAAGAUGGCAAAGUGGCUUUUUGAAACCCAGACAAUAGAUGGGAUCCAUUCCAAGUUCAACAAGACAGAGCAGAACGCUUCUAUAGAAGAGGAAGCUCAGAAAGGUGAUGUCAAGACCUGUAAAUGGUUAUUUGAGACUCAACCAAUGGACAUUUUGUAUGACAAAGCAGAAAAAGUUAAUGAUAAAGAAGCCAUUGACAAUACCAAUGUCAAGUCUAUUACUUGGCUUUUUGAAUCACAGCCUCUGGACAGCAUCAAAGAUGGCGAAGAGUACAAUUUAAAGCUGUGUAGCACCAUACAGGAUUCUGUGAGAUCGGAGGUUGGUGUCCAAACAGUCAAACAUCUUUUUGAAACAGAAACCUUGGAUAGAAUAAGAAAGGAUGCAAAUUCUGAACACGAUGUGAGAUGUGUCAGCCAGAUCAACUUUCAGUCUGGAGAUGUGUCACGAGUCAAAGAACUUUUUGAAUCUCAGUCCCUUGAUGAAAUAGGAUCUGAAAUGGUGACAAAAACAUCUGAUGAACAGAACAAAGAUGAACACAUGGAAAAAGGUUCAGUACAUACAUUUACUUGGAUGUUUGAGAACUGCCCCAUGAACCUGAUCAAUAAAGACAAUGAUGAUGCAAACAUUCAGAGAGUCAGUGGCGAAGAGAGUGGUGAUGUACAGAACAAAAAGUUUAUAUUUGAAACUUCCUCACUGGACCAAAUCCAUGAUCAACCCCUUGAACAGAAGUCAGACUCUGUGGAACAGCCUGUGAGCAAUGUUGACGUAAAGUCCAGCACCAUGAUGUUUGAGUCCUUGCCACUAUAUGCCAUUAAAGACAAAGAGGGCCAGUUUCAUGAAGUUACAACUGUGAAAAAAGAGGAGGUAAUGAGCAGUGAUGUAAGAGGAGCAAGGUGGAUGUUUGAGACAAAACCCCUUGAUGCCAUCAAGGCAGAGAAUGAAGUUUAUGUGAUCCGAGCUGUCACCCAAGAAGACGUCAAGAAAGGAGAUGUCAAAUCAGCCAGAUGGAAGUUUGAGACACAACCCCUGGACUCCCUUACCAGCCGGGAUGAGCCCUCUGUCAGGGUCAUUGAAGACUUAAGAAGUAGUAAUGUGCAGCUCAAUAAACAGGUAUUUGAAUCUGAGCAGUCAAGUAACAAGUUUGUGCGAAUGGUUAGUGUCACUGAUGUCCAGCGUGGUGAUGUCAGGACCUCCACUUGGCUCUUUGAGAAUCAAACCAUUGACAGUCUGAAAGGGGAACCUCAGGAGCAAAGUCCUGUAAAAACAGUCCACAGAGAAGAUAGCCAGAAAGGAGAUGUCAAACGCUGCACUUGGCUGUUUGAAUCGCAGCCGCUGGACAAAAUCAGGGAGUCUGAGGAUACCUUAGUGCAAAGUACUGAGGAGGAGAUACCAAAAGCUGAUGUGAAGUGCACUACCUGGCUCUUUGAGACCACUCCACUGGACAAAAUUACUGCAAAUAGUGUUGCUGACACCCUGUCCUAUCUGUAUCAAAUGACUUUUGUUCACUCAAGUGGCAUCAUAAUAGAAGCAAAUGAGAGUAGAAAUGUUAAUAUGGCAAAAUAUCUGCUUGAAAGCAACAAAGGUGUGCAAAUCCAGAAGGAGGAAGUUGUUGGGGGUAACAUCAGGAACAUCAUGUUACAACUUUUACUCAAACCAACCCUAAAACCCCAAGUUAGCCUUCUUAGAGAAGUGGAGAAUGGUAAAGUGAAUACCACAGUUGUAGAACUUCCAGUCUACCAGUCACCCACAAUUAUCAAUCUCGAGAGGGAUCAAAGAGUACAAAACAUUGUCCAAAUGAUCGAUGACUUGCUUGCUCAAGAUAAGGACUUGAAAAAAGGAAUCAUAAUGCAAGAAACUGCAGGGGGACAAGCUGAGAUGUCAGUUUAUUCACUCAUCUGCAAUUAUGAAACCAACACUGAGAGUCAAGUUAGAGAGAAGGGAGAUGUAAAGUCUACGAUUGGAAAUCUCUUAGCUACUGCCAACAGCCAGAGGACUGCAGCAUCAUGCAGAGUGGAUGAAAAUGAAAAAGGAAAUGUGAAUUUGUUCAAAAGUUGCAUUGAGAAAGGAGAUCUUCACUAUCUGAAAAGUCUUCAUACUGAGGCAUCAGGAGAUGAAGUUGAUCACAGCCCUCUGACUGAGGAGCAUAGUGAUAUAGUUCAGGGGGAUGUGAAGGAAGCAAAGAGAAGUCUCUGUCAGCAAAAAGAGCCAGUAGAGCGAACCAUUUCUGAUGUUUUGCCAGGGGAUGUCAAGAACACCAAAAAGGUUUUUUCAUCUGAGUGCUCUUUCAGUGUUGACAACUGUGUUUCAAAGGAAGAAAUCAUCCCUGGUGAUGUCUUAUCAGCAAAGCAACAACUUGCAGUACAGCCACCUAUAAUGGUAGAAAAAGAGGACAUUGUGGCUGGGGACAUCAAGGCAACAAUGCAGUCAUUAGAACGUGCAAAGCAACAGAGCAUGUCUGUGGAACGGGAGAUUGUUAAACCUGGAACUAUCUAUGACAUGGACUUGUCAGCUGAAGGUACUGAAAUAGAAGAAAGCCAAACACAAAAAGAGGUCAUUAUAUCUGGAGAUGUGAAAGCAGCAAAAAAGUCCCUCGAAAUGGCUAAGCAGCAAAGCAUGCAUGUGGAGCGUGAAGUCAUUGUCCCUGGAAAAAUAUACAACCUGAAUGUCACAGCACAAGAGGAAAGCUCCUCAGCAGUGAUGCAAUCUACAUGUUCGUCUGCCUCCAGAUGCCAGCAAAACAAGACUUAUCCAAAGUAACCUGUGAAGGACAA